AUGGUCUUUACUCUAAUUUUACAAACUCUUGCCUACUUUGGCAUCAUCUCCAACGUCCCUACACCACCAUGGGGCGUUGACCAAGCUCCUGCCUCCUUGCCACCGUUUCCAAACCCUCCGAGUGAACUUUGGGGCUACGCAAAUGGCAUCUACGAGGCGAAUGUUGGCCAUGGUCUCAACGUUACUAACGGGCGUAGAGUCAACGUCAAGGUACUCGGAGGGAAUUGGACGAAUCCGGAUGGAUCAUUACUUGCUCACAUUCUUCCUGGCAUCGGAGGAGAUCAAGGGUACAAGGAUGCUGCCACAUUCCAUCAAGAUAUUCGGCAAACCAUGCAAUUCGUGAGCGAUAACAAGUACGGUUACGUGCGGUUAAAAGGCUACAGAAGUGGUGUUAACGUCUGGGUCAUCAUAACGGUCGAGACGGACUCAGUCGCUAACCUCAAAUUCAAUAACCGACUAUUGUACUCCGUUGCUAUGUUCAAGGGUGACACCGUGAUGGCUCCUAUAUGGGCACUGGGACCUUCUGAGCACACCCCCACGCUUUAA
Messenger RNA from Cantharellus anzutake, 546 nucleotides. RefSeq lists its product as uncharacterized. The record is from RefSeq and is a predicted model, not a curated record. The transcript is spliced from 5 exons. Lineage: Eukaryota; Fungi; Basidiomycota; Agaricomycetes; Cantharellales; Hydnaceae. Bases 1 to 546 code for a protein of 181 amino acids.